Molecule: messenger RNA, 857 nt
Organism: Manduca sexta (tobacco hornworm)
Lineage: Eukaryota; Metazoa; Arthropoda; Insecta; Lepidoptera; Sphingidae
Gene: MED10
Product: mediator of RNA polymerase II transcription subunit 10
Exons: 3
Coding region: 133-528 (131 amino acids)
Biological process (GO): positive regulation of transcription by RNA polymerase II
Cellular component (GO): chromatin; mediator complex
Molecular function (GO): transcription coregulator activity
Source: RefSeq, a predicted model, not a curated record
CAUGUAUAUAAAAAUGUCAAGCUGCUUUCAAGUUGACAAAUGACAUAAGAAAAUUUGCCUUCAUCAUUCGUUCAAUAAAUUGUUUGUAGGUCGUAGGUUUGUCGUCGAUUUGCUGUAAAUAUAUUUUUCAAAAUGUCUUCACCCCUUGAAAAUCUUGAAACUCAACUAGAAAUGUUCAUUGAAAAUGUGCGACAGAUAAGAAUCAUUGUCAGCGACUUUCAGCCGCAAGGUCAAAGUGUACUGAACCAAAAAAUCCAAUCACUUGUUACUGGACUACAAGAAAUAGAUAAACUGAGAUCGCAAGUACACGAUAUUCAUGUUCCUACAGAGGUUUUUGACUACAUUGAUCAAGGACGUAACCCACAGCUCUACACAAAAGAUUGCAUAGACAAGGCCCUAGCAAAGAAUGAAGAGGUCAAAGGAAAAAUAGAUUCUUACAAGAGAUUCAAAAGCCAUUUACAGUCUGAAUUGUCCAAAACCUUCCCCAACGAGAUAGCCAAGUAUAAAGCUAUAAGGGGAGGUGAAUAAUCUAUUAGUUUUAUUCCAAUUAUUAAUAUAAGUAAUAUGUAAUUGAGAUUUUUUUUUAAUACAGUGUGAAGCAAAUAGAUGUAAAUUUUUAUUCAAACACAUAUUUCUAAGACUAAAUGGAAUAUUAACAUUAAUAAAUUCUGUAUAAGAUCUUUGUUUCCAACAUUUUGUUCUAAAUUUAAAUUUAUUGGUGGUUAAUUGUUUAUUGAAAACAGUUGUUCUUCAUAAGUCACUCUGUAGCAUUAUAAUUAUAUUGUACAAGAACAUAAAUAUCCAUUUUAUUUAGUAAAGCUAACAUUUUCUUAGCUGGGCCAAGCCUUUUGAAUUGA